AUGGAUGCGUUACGCGACACCGCGAUGCAGCCCGCGUGUUGCGCCAGUGAGGAUGCAGUGCCUCUCAUGUGCAAGUCCGUGGCGCUGGAGCUCAUUCCCUCUAACAUCUUCGUGAACGUGAAGCGCCUCGGCACGGGCGACACACCGAUGGAUGAGCACCUAAUGCUUCUGACGCACCAGCACCCGGAGAACCUCGGCGAGGUCUUGCCAAUUGGGCGCCUUCAGCAUCCGCACGUGAUCACAGAGCCAGUUUCAUUCUUCGACUCAGACCGCACCUCAUGCAUGUUGGGCGCAGACGCCAGCAUCGACGGCAACUCCGCAGUGAAGUCUCACGUGCAGGCAGCGCAUCGAAACGCCAAAGCAGCAUAUAGACGAGAAGGAGGGUGA
This is a messenger RNA of Leishmania major strain Friedlin, 387 nucleotides long. RefSeq names its product dehydrogenase/oxidoreductase-like protein. The record is from RefSeq and is a predicted model, not a curated record. The transcript has a single exon. Lineage: Eukaryota; Euglenozoa; Kinetoplastea; Trypanosomatida; Trypanosomatidae. The coding region runs from base 1 to 387 and encodes 128 amino acids.